Molecule: messenger RNA, 4029 nt
Organism: Echinops telfairi (small Madagascar hedgehog)
Lineage: Eukaryota; Metazoa; Chordata; Mammalia; Afrosoricida; Tenrecidae
Gene: SAP130
Product: Sin3A associated protein 130
Exons: 21
Coding region: 102-3275 (1057 amino acids)
Biological process (GO): negative regulation of transcription by RNA polymerase II
Cellular component (GO): Sin3-type complex
Source: RefSeq, a predicted model, not a curated record
GCGGGUCCAGCGCUAGCCCACGUCGGCCCCAGAGGCGGAGAGCGCACGGGAGGGUGCUCGAGGCGGCGUGGCGGCCAUUCGGCGCAGACACCCAGGUGGAAAUGAGUUCUCAACAGUUUCCUCGUUUAGGAACCCCUUCCACUGGGUUGAGCCAAGCUCCUUCACAGAUUUCAAACAGUGGUUCUUCAGGAUUGAUAAACCAAUCUGCUACAGUCAAUGAUGAGUCUGGUCGAGAUGCUGAAGUCACUGCCAGGGAGCACCUGGGCUCCAGCAGCUCCCUUCAGUCCCGUGAAGAGAAGCAAGAACCUGUUGUGGUCAGGCCCUACCCACAGGUCCAGAUGUUGUCCACACACCAUGCUGUUGCAUCGGGCACACCUGUCUCGGUGACGACCCCACCAGCCCAUCUGACGCCAGCAGUGCCACUCUCGUUUUCAGAGGGGCUUAUGAAGCCACCCCCGAAGCCCACCAUGCCUAGCCGACCUAUUGCUCCUGCUCCGCCUUCUACCAUGUCACUCCCCCCCAAGGUUCCAGGGCAGGUUACUGUUACUAUGGAGAGUGGCAUCCCUCAAGCUUCCGCCAUUCCUGUGGCAACCAUCAGUGGACAACAGGGACAUCCAAGUAACCUGCAUCAUAUCAUGACCACAAAUGUGCAGAUGUCUAUCAUCCGUAGCAAUGCCCCUGGCCCACCUCUUCAUAUAGGAGCAUCUCAUUUACCUCGAGGUGCAGCUGCUGCUGCGGUGAUGUCCAGUUCUAAAGUAACCACAGUCUUGAGGCCGACUUCCCAGUUGCCAAAUGCUGCCACAGCACAGCCAGCAGUGCAGCACAUCAUUCACCAACCGAUCCAGUCUCGCCAACCUGUGACCACCUCUAAUACCAUCCCUCCUGCUGUGGUAGCAACUGUCUCAGCCACCAGAGCGCAGUCUCCAGUCAUUACUACAACAGCAGCACAUACUACUGAUUCAGCUCUUAGUCGGCAAACUUUGUCUAUCCAGCAUCCACCAUCUGCACCUGUUAGUAUUCAGCGUCCUGCCCAGUCACGAGAUGUAACUACAAGAAUCACACUACCGUCUCACCCAGCGUUAGGGACGCCAAAACAGCAGCUUCACACUAUGACUCAGAAAACGAUCUUCAGUACUGGUACACCAGUAGCUGCAGCGACAGUAGCACCUAUUUUAGCAACCAACACCAUUCCCUCGGCAACCACAGCUGGAUCUGUGUCACAUACACAAGCUCCCACGAGUUCAAUCGUUACCAUGACAAUGCCCUCACAUUCAUCUCAUGCUACUGCUGUGACCACCUCAAACAUCCCUGUUGCUAAAGUCGUGCCCCAGCAGAUCACACACACUUCUCCCCGGAUCCAGCCUGAUUACCCCACAGAGAGGAAUAGCUUGAUUCCCAUUUCAGGACAUCGAGCAUCUCCAAAUCCCGUGGCCAUGGAAACCCGAAGUGACAACAGACCAUCUGUUCCUGUGCAGUUCCAAUACUUUUUGCCAACUUACCCGCCAUCUGCAUACCCGCUGGCUGCGCACACAUACACUCCCAUCACCAGUUCAGUGUCCACCAUUCGACAGUAUCCAGUUUCAGCUCAGGCCCCAAACUCUGCCAUCACAGCUCAGACUGGUGUUGGGGUGGCAUCUACAGUACACCUAAACCCCAUGCAGCUGAUGACAGUGGAUGCAUCUCAUGCGCGACAUAUCCAAGGGAUUCAACCAGCACCCAUCAGUACACAAGGGAUACAGCCAGCCCCCAUUGGAACACAAGGAAUACAACCAACCCCAAUUGGAACACAGGGUAUUCACUCAACAACCCCAAUCAGCACACAAGGACUACAGCCGGCUCCACUGAAUACCCAGCAGCCACCGCCUGAGGGAAAGACUUCAGCAGUGGUAUUGGCAGAUGGAGCCACAAUUGUAGCCAACCCCAUUAGCAAUGCAUUCAGUGCUGCUCCAGCAGCCACCACCGUGGUGCAGACCCAUAGCCAGAGUGCCAGCACCAAUGCUCCAGCCCAGGGCUCAUCACCCCGGCCAAGUAUACUUCGGAAGAAACCUGCCACAGAUGGAAUGGCAGUACGGAAAACACUCAUUCCUCCUCAGCCUCCUGAAGUGGCUAAUCCAAGAGUGGAGAGCUCUAUGCGGAGCACAUCUGGGUCACCUAGGCCUGCAGGUGCCAAACCUAAGUCAGAAAUCCACGUGUCUAUGACCACUCCAGUCUCUGUGUCCAUGGAGACAGUGUCUAAUCAAAAUAAUGACCAGCCCACCAUUGCUGUCCCUCCCACUGUGCAGCAGCCUGCACCAACCAUUCCAACCUUGAUUGCAGCAGCUAGUCCCCCAUCACAACCAUCCGUUGCCCUUUCAACCAUUCCUGGAGCAGUUCCCAUUACUCCUCCCAUCACUACCAUUGCAACUGCCCCCCCACCAUCAGCAGCUGUGGGCAGCAGUCUCUCCUCUGUGUUGGGCACUCCUGUACCUGAGAUAAAAAUUAAAGAAGAAGUGGAACCAAUGGACAUCAUGAGACCAGUUUCUGCAGUUCCUCCACUGGCUGCCAGUACUAUGUCUCCAUCUCUUGCAUUGCUGGCUAACAACCUGUCAAUGGCAACAAGUGACCUCCCACCCGGUGCCUCCCCAAGGAAAAAACCUCGGAAGCAACAGCAUGUAAUUUCAACAGAAGAAGGUGACAUGAUGGAGACAAACAGCACGGAUGAUGAGAAAUCGACUGCCAAAAGUCUUUUGGUGAAGGCCGAGAAACGCAAGUCUCCUCCCAAAGAGUAUAUUGAUGAGGAAGGUGUGAGGUAUGUCCCAGUGCGUCCAAGACCUCCCAUUACUUUGCUUCGUCAUUAUCGAAACCCUUGGAAAGCUGCCUACCACCACUUUCAGCGGUAUAGUGAUGUCCGGGUCAAAGAGGAGAAAAAGGCUAUGCUACAGGAAAUAGCUAAUCAAAAAGGAGUCUCCUGUCGUGCUCAAGGCUGGAAAGUCCACCUCUGCGCUGCCCAGUUACUACAGCUGACAAAUCUAGAGCACGAUGUUUAUGAAAGACUCACCAACCUACAGGAAGGGAUUAUCCCAAAGAAAAAAGCCGCAACUGAUGAUGAUCUGCACCGAAUAAAUGAGCUAAUCCAGGGAAAUAUGCAGAGGUGUAAAUUGGUGAUGGAUCAAAUCAGUGAGGCCAGAGACUCCAUGCUUAAAGUAUUAGAUCAUAAAGACCGGGUCCUGAAACUGCUCAACAAGAACGGGACUGUUAAGAAAGUGUCAAAAUUGAAGCGGAAGGAAAAAGUCUAGACCCAGGAGAAUCAGGACUUUGGAAACAAUUUAUGAAGAAUGAUGCUGGGGAGGGCGGACUGGUGAUUUUCACAGUGGACCUGGAAAUAAAGGAAGCCUUCCUUAAUUCACCUGUGAAAGCCAAGGGACCUGUGGCACCCAGUGGCAGAAAGAAUCCAAGACAGCCUGACAACACCUUGAAAACUGCCCCCCUCUUGUUUUCAGAUGUUUCCCUUUGUGUAUUCAAUCAUUACUGGCUCCUCGUGUUUCAGUGUCUGGUGGAAUAAGUGACACAAAUGGCUUGCUUAAAUUUUCAGCCUCUGAUUUAUAAACUAUAUUUAUCUGGUGGAUUCCUGCAGGACUCAUUAAACGUAGACAAAGUAUCCACUCGGACCAUCUGGUAUCUCUCUACACUGAAAAUAAAACCUCUUCCCCUCACCCUGGUCGAUUCUUAUUCUGUUUUACCUUCCAAUACCCAAGCUGGCCUUUCACACCAGUGCCGCAGCACCGAAAGAACUGCCACAUCUCACAUUCUAGAAGGUUUGAAAUAUUCAUGUCAUUUUUUUUAAAGAACCAUUUCUGAGUGGAAUUGUUAAAUUGUCCUGUCUGUGUCAGAGCUGGGUGUUGACAAAAUAGGCACCACUAUAAGGUACUCAGACAUCCUGGUUCUGAAGCACCCUCUUAAAUAUCUACCCUUCCUUAGCUGGUGUGAUGCUGUCAGUUGUAUGUACCACACAUCUCCAAAUUCAAUAAAGGACUCAAAGAGGUUUUUAUA